CAACUCUUGAUUCCUACCACUGAAGUUUGAAGAGGUGAGUUUGUUCACUCAAGGUCACCUGUUGGUUCGCGAUGUCGGAAGAUAUUGAAGUAACGCAUGAGGAUCAACAAAGGAUAAACAGCUUUGCAACGUGGAACUUAAAAUUUAAAGAUUAUACAUCCGAUUACGACCAAAAAAAAAAAGAGCUGGCAAAUAUGAAUGAUGCUGAGGAUGAGUUAGUUGUCGUCCAGGAGAGCUUACACCCAUAUCUUAUUGGGGAAACAUUUUUCCACUUGUCAAAUGAUGAAGUUGGAGAAGAGCUCUCAGCAGCCAAAGAAAAAGUGAAAUUGCGAAUGGUGGACCUCGAAGAACGAAUCAGCGACUGCAAAGUUCACAUGAACAAUUUAAAGAAAGAUCUUUAUGGCAAAUUCGGAAAUCAUAUUAAUCUCGAAGAGGACUAGUAUAAUGCCGCUUUCGAAAAGUAUCAACCAGUAUACUACAAGAGUUCGCGUAUUUAUUGGAGCCAAACUAAUUAUCUGUAUCAAUUGUAUUUCUAAUAAACAAUUCUAAAAAAA
Schistosoma intercalatum is the source of this 554-nucleotide messenger RNA. Lineage: Eukaryota; Metazoa; Platyhelminthes; Trematoda; Strigeidida; Schistosomatidae. The record is from the annotation of a GenBank genome assembly.